AUGGUGUACCGUACAUGUGCCUCCCCCGGGGGGCUCGGGGUCCCCGAAAACUGCCACGCGGUCGCCAGCCCCACGCUCGGCACGCUUAGGGCGGGCUCGGACAGCGCCGGACGCUCGGGCGGUGGCUGCGUCUCUUUCUCGACCGCCGCAUCCACCGGCCCCUUCUCGGCCGCCGCGUCCGCCGGCCCCAGCUCCGCCGCUGUGUCUGCUGGCCCCAGCUCCGCCGCCGUGUCUGCUGGCCCCAGCUCCGCCGCCGCGUCCGCCGGCCCCAACACCGCCGUCGCGUCUGUCGGCCCCGUCUCCGCCGCCGCGUUCGUCGGCCCCGUCUCCGCCGCCGCGUCCGCUAGCCCCGGCUUCGCCGCCGCGCUUGCCAGCCCUGGCUCCGCCGGUGCGCUCGGCUCGGGAGCGCUCGGCUUGGGGGCUGGCGCCGGCCUCGGCGCCUCCGGCCGCCCCUAG
Molecule: messenger RNA, 456 nt
Organism: Phragmites australis (common reed)
Lineage: Eukaryota; Viridiplantae; Streptophyta; Magnoliopsida; Poales; Poaceae
Exons: 2
Coding region: 1-456 (151 amino acids)
Source: RefSeq, a predicted model, not a curated record